This is a messenger RNA of Amoebophrya sp. A25, 1597 nucleotides long. Lineage: Eukaryota; Dinophyceae; Syndiniales; Amoebophryaceae. The record is from the annotation of a GenBank genome assembly.
ACAGCAACGAUGCCAGAAGUCGGCCAUUUUCUUGUGCUAGUUGAGAGACAUUAUGGGCUAGUACUGUUCUUCGGCAGCACUUUAAUUGCGAUUCCUUUUUCUUUUACCGUCUUGAAAAGCGAGUCGCAAUUAAGAAAGGACUUCGCGCGAGAGGUGAUGCCUUUCAGCUAUCGCUGAUGCAUGUCUCCUUAAUAUCAUGCGGCUCCCUGGUUGGUUCUUCCUUUCCUCCUUGAAAAAGAAGCCCCCUCCAAGGAUACUAUCGCUCUCAAAUAGGAAGAGGCGAACGACAAGAGGAGCUUCGUCCAUCUCUGGCACACCCUGCUUCUCUUAUCUCUCGAAGUGAAUUCCUAAAAUGAAGAGGACAGGACCACUUCGAGAAGAUGAAAGGGGGUUCGAAGUAGAUGUAGUGCGGGGUUUUUGCAAGCCUCUAAGAAUUCCACUAGCCAAGCCACCACCACCGCAGACUGUAACGAUGCCUGCCAGGUUCUUGCCCUUUUCAGGCAGGUCGUUUGGCAUUAGAAGUAUGAUAGAUACUUGGAUCAAGAUGGACGUAAGUGAGUACUUGUUCUACCCCCAUUUCUAUUAUGGCACGUACUAGUACAAAGAAUUCAAAUAAGUACUUACUAGAACUAGUUCCGCCGACGACCUCAGUACGAAAAACUUACCUCCUUCUCUAGUACGUUAGAGGUAUCGGGUUAAUGGCAUCCCAGAAAUCAUCUGGGUCCCUUUUUCCCCUUGUCCUUGUGUUUUUGUUCCAGAUGACUUUUGAGAUGAAUUCCCUACACCUCAAAGGCCAGGAUAGUAUGUUUCUUCAUCUUGUUGAUGUUGUGGCCGUCUUUCCCUUCUCUUCCAAAGACCUAAGCCUCUGUCAUUUAAAAGAAUCUCAUCAACGACCGCAGAUUGGCCUUCGUGCAGCUCCUCGCCUUGGAAGGGGUGAACGUACGCCCAAUUAGGAUCCCGCGACAACUUCAGAGCCUCUUCGUUCGCUUCAUUCCACACCGAUUCCAGAACCUGUGCCCUUAGGAAUUGACCUAAAUUGAUCAUGGCGAACAUCACAAAUUUUUUUCUAGCAAUUAGUACGACACCACUUCUAUAUCCACAUCUGGAGCGUAGGCACAUGCUAGACCCGCGUUGUGGAUCUUCGUGCACUUCUUAAGAUGCUUCUUCAGGUGAAUAUGAGUAAGCCGUAAAUACUGCGGCACUGUAGCGGUCCUGCCUUGCGGACAGUGAAGCCUACACCUCUCAAUUUGAAAGAGCCACUCGCCUGCAUCGCGUCCAUCUUGUUGUACCAGAUCUGCGCCUUCGUCGAAGAUAAUUUCUUAGCGUUUUACCUUCUACUACGACUUAAUUACCUUUUCCUUUGCAUCUUCCUUUGCAUUAAUUACUUAUUACAUAAUCACAACAACUGCUACUGCAGCUACAAAAGAAAACACAUCAGCUGGUACAACUGGUUGCAUUCCAUCCACUACAUCAUAGAUACUUUAACUUUUGUUCAGUUGUAUGAUUAUAGCUACUUUUGUUCAGUCUAAAACUUAAAAUUUGUUCCGUAAGUGAAGCUGUAGCGUAUCUGCGCUGCAGGAAGGUUGAGCAGCUGCCC